This is a messenger RNA of Hyaloscypha bicolor E, 601 nucleotides long. RefSeq lists its product as uncharacterized. The record is from RefSeq and is a predicted model, not a curated record. Bases 1 to 279 code for a protein of 92 amino acids. Gene Ontology annotation, cellular component: mitochondrion. Gene Ontology annotation, biological process: electron transport chain; mitochondrial respiratory chain complex I assembly. The transcript is spliced from 3 exons. NCBI's taxonomy places the organism in Eukaryota, Fungi, Ascomycota, Leotiomycetes, Helotiales, Hyaloscyphaceae.
AUGCGUAUCACAAGUAUACGGAGAGCUCCUAAACCCAACCUUACUGGCUUCGACCCUAAAGCAUUCGCAAGAGCGGCUGGACCUCCUGCAAACGACCCAUGGGCGCGAGCGGAGGCAUGGCGAUACACGGGACCUUUCACACGAUGGAAUCGAUUCAGAGGCAGCUUCCCAGGCUUAGGCAUAGCGACUGUGGCAUUUGCGGCGUAUUGCGGGUACGAAUACAUGUUUCUGAAUGAUGAUCACGGACAUGGCGAGCGUCACGGAGAGUCACAUCAUUGAAGAAGAGAGUUUGGGGCACAUUGUACAUAUGGGAAUAGGAUGAUUCUGAGGUUCCGGAUCUCCCAGGAUCUGCGGAACUUCAGAUGUGUUUCAGCAUCUCUGCUCUUGAUCUUUCGAAUGUGUGGUUGCUGAUUGGUACUAUGGACAGUGAGCUUGGAUACCAUUCUUAGUGCGUGGUCAGUGGAAAGCCCCAGUCGGCAAGUGCUGAUGGAUAGCUGUCGGAAUUGUGCAUUCUACUUAUAAGAAUAAUCUGGGAAUGCGAUUUUGGUCUUGAAUCGGCUGUGGCUGCCUCUCGAAUAUCUUUCUAUCCAUGAAACAGCGU